Molecule: messenger RNA, 1170 nt
Organism: Triticum turgidum subsp. durum (durum wheat)
Lineage: Eukaryota; Viridiplantae; Streptophyta; Magnoliopsida; Poales; Poaceae
Source: the annotation of a GenBank genome assembly
AUGGCCUUGCCGGCGAUCGCCGACGAGCUCCUGGUGGAUAUCUUCCUCCGCCUUCCCACCCCAGAGGAUCUCAUCCGAGCCUCCGCCGCCUGCGUCUCCUUCCGCCGCCUCGUGGCCGACCGAUCCUUCCUCCGGCGCUUCCGCAAGCUCCACCCCCCGCCCCUCCUCGGCUUCCUCGACCCAAAUCGGCACUGCUUCCACCCGGCCGUCCCGCCUCACCCCUCUGCGCCGCCGGCCAGCGCCGUAGCCAGCGCCGCCGACUUCUCCUUCGACUUCCUCCCCGGCUCCUCCCGGGACUGGUCCGUGCUGGAUGUCCGCGACGGCCGCGUCCUCCUCAGCAGACCCCGCCGCGCCGGUAAGGGUCUCAAUGAGAUGGUGGUAUGCGACCCCUUGCACCGGCAGUAUCUCCUGCUUCCCGAGCUCCCCGAUGACCUAGUCGCUUCGUGGAUUGACACACUCGUGACUGAAGGGCCGCGCUUCAGCGGAUCCUACAGAGAGACCUUCCUCGUCUCUCCCUGCGACGACGAGGAGGCAGCUGCUACGGAGGAGACGUCAUUCAGGGUGAUCUGGAUGACGCUGCUCCAAACUAAGCCGAUGGCCGCUGUCUUCUCUUCCGGCACAGGGCAAUGGCGAGCCAUUCCACCCCUGACUCGGAGCGAGUCGUUACCUGGCUUCGUGCUAUCGACAUGGAUGGUUUCGUUCGUGUCGCGCCAUUACGCCAAUGGUCGCUUCUACUGGAUUUCAGGUUCGACUGAAAAAUUGCUCGUGCUUGACAUCCGAAGGAUGGAGUUCUCCAUGACUGACCACCCACCCUGUGUCAGAGGUGUGAGUGAUGAUGUGGCCAUCGCGGAGGCCGGCCAAGGCAUGACUGUGAUGUUUGUGCCUAAACCUAACACACCUCGCUUUACCUAUUCAGUUUGGCGAAACAACGGUGGGAGUUCCACCCAGUGGCAGACGGAGGAGAAGACAAUCUCGCUGGAUUAUGGGUCCUUGAUCAUGGGUGCAGUGGGGAGGCACUUGCUCUUGUAUCGUGGCUCGUUCUUCAAGCCAGGUUACUUCACACAGGACGUCAACACGUUCGAGCUUGAGAGAGUGUGUGAUGCAUUAUCGAGACAAGCACACGGAUAUUGCAACUUCCCACCGUCGUUAUUAUCGUCACCUACAGUGUAA